This is a messenger RNA of Knipowitschia caucasica, 909 nucleotides long. The record is from the annotation of a GenBank genome assembly. NCBI's taxonomy places the organism in Eukaryota, Metazoa, Chordata, Actinopteri, Gobiiformes, Gobiidae.
AUGGAUGGAUGGAGGGAUGUUUUGACCUGCCUCCGUCUGCCAGCCCCAGUGCGCCUGCCCCAGUCCGCCCGCCCCAGCCCCAAUCCAGCCUGCCCCAGUCCGCCUGCCUCUGUCCGCCUGCCCCAGUCCGCCCGCCCCAGUCCGCCCGCCCCAGUCCGCCCGCCCCAGUCCGGCCGCCCCAGCCCCAAUCCAGCCCGCCCCAGUCCGCCCGCCCCAGUCCGGCCUGCCCCAGUCCGCUCGCCCCAGUCCGCCCGCCCCAGUCCGCCCGCCCCAGUCCGGCCUGCCCCAGUCCGGCCUGCCUCUGUCCGCUCGCCCCAGUCCGCCCGCCCCAGUCCGCCCGCCCCAGUCCGCCCGCCCCAGUCCGCCCGCCCCAGUCCGCCUGCCCCAGUCCGCCUGCCCCAGUCCGGCCUGCCUCUGUCCGCCCGCCCCAGUCCGCCCGCCCCAGUCCGCCCGCCCCAGUCCGCCCGCCCCAGUCCGCCCGCCCCAGUCCGCCUGCCCCAGUCCGCCCGCCCCAGUCCGGCCUGCCCCAGUCCGGCCUGCCUCUGUCCGCCCGCCCCAGUCCGCCCGCCCCAGUCCGCCUGCCCCAGUCCGCCUGCCCCAGUCCGCCCGCCCCAGUCCGCCCGCCCCAGUCCGCCCGCCCCAGUCCGCCUGCCUCUGUCCGCCUGCCCCAGUCCGCCUGCCCCAGUCCGGCCUGCCCCAGUCCGCCCGCCCCAGUCCGCCCGCCCCAGUCCGCCCGCCCCAGUCCGCCCGCCCCAGUCCGGCCUGCCCCAGUCCGCUCGCCCCAGUCCGCCCGCCCCAGUCCGGCCUGCCCCAGUCCGCCCGCCCCAGUCCGGCCUGCCCCAGUCUGCCUGCCUCUGUCCGCCUGCCUCUGUCCGCCUGUGUCCAGCCUUGGGUUCUGUUAAACCGUGA